GGUCUACAUUGACUUAUUUCAAGAUUCUGCUUGAGAAGACAAGAAUUUCCGCCUGCAGCAAAAAACCCCAAGCGUAUUGCAGCAUCGCAGCCUAAUAAAGAGGAUCCACAAGACCGGUGAUUUCAGCAGGAAGAGAAACACGCAGCCCGUCAGAAGAGGUGAAGAAUUACUAACAUGCACAGCAACUACUAGACAGACAGAGCAGCAUAAACAUGAACUACACAAACCAAAUGGAGGACAGUAACUUCUCCUGCUACAGCUCCUCGGUGGUGGAGUACCGGUACUUUGCUGUGGUGUGGGGAUGUUUUGUGACCAUCGCUGGAACUGUGGGGAACCUGAUGACCAUCCUGGCCUUCGCCCUGGACUCCCAUCUCCAGACUCGCUUCAACGUGCUCAUCGUUAACCUGGCAGUGGCUGACCUUCUCUACUGCACCAUCCUGCAGCCCAUCUCUGUAGACUCCUACAUGCACCUCAGAUGGCGUACCGGUCAGGUCUGGUGCCAGAUCUUCGGGUUGCUCCUCUUCCUCUCCAACUCUGUCUCCAUCAUCACCCUCUGCCUGGUGGCGGUGAGCCGAUACCUCCUGGUUGCAAAAAGAGCCGUUUUCAACCGCGUGUUUACCAACCUUGGACUUACUUUACUCGUGGUCUCAGCUUGGGGUCUGGGUCUGGCCAGCUUCGCCCCGCUCUGGUCUGUUUACGUGUUUGUGCCUGAGGUGUGCACCUGCAGCUUCCAUCGUACCAAAGGCCGUCCCUACACCACCAUCCUGCUUUUCCUCUAUUUCUUCAUCGGUCUAGGAUGUGUUGGAGUCUUCUACAUGCUCAUCUACAGAAAAGUCAGGGUUGCUUCAAAAGCUCUACACCGCUACAGGCUGAGUCGACGCUCUUCUAGGAAGAAACCUGUUCCUUCAGCUCAGGGGACAGACGAUAGCGGAGUGGAAAGUGGUGUGGGGAAGACAUGUAGCUCAGAGAUUAGCAGCCAAGCAGAACCGGAUCACAACAUACAUGAUAACAAAAAGGCUACCCUCCCACCUCAGAACUCAUCUCUACCCUUAAAGUCGUCAGACGACAAGCUAGUGACCCAAAGCGCUGCUCCUGCUUCCCAGUCUGCGACUCCAGAUGAUAAGGAAUUCAAACGUGUGACCCGCAUGUGUUUUGCCGUUUUUCUCUGCUUUCUGUGCUGCUUUGUCCCAUUUAUUCUACUAAACAUAGCGGACAAAGAAAGCCGCGCCCCGCAGAUGUUGCACAUGUUCUGUGCCAACCUCACCUGGCUCAACAGCUGCAUUAACCCUAUUCUGUACGCGUUCAUGAACAGACAGUUUCGGCAAGGCUACGGCGAGCUGAUCAGCCGAGCUGCUGCUCCUUUCACCUGCCUCUGCAGCUGGCGCCAAACCAAACCAUAGAGUCUACUUUGAUCCACCGGUCCACAGUGUCCAUUUCAGGCUUCCUGGUUUCAUAUCUUCUCUGGUUCAUGCAACAGGGCUCUUUCUCUCAGGGAAAACAUCCCCUGAAAGCUACCAGUGUUGACUUGUUAUUGUGCUUAUUAGUCCUGGACUUACAUGACUGAAAAAAAGCUUAUGAAGUCGAUGUCAGUAAUUGUCAAUGCAGAUAAUUAUUAAUAAAUUUUUUUUGUUUUAAAUAUCUGAAAUGCUGUCAAAGCGGUGGCAUGACCUUUUCUGUUUUAUCCACACUUUCUGCUCCACGCCAUUGGUUUUUAUUUUUAAACAGUUAUGAGAAAUCUUAAACUCCUACUGCGCCAGUUACUCUGCAGGUUGUUGCUAGGUAACCGAAGUUGGAAAGAAUUUGAAACUGCUGGCUAUCCAGCAGGUUGUUGCUAGUUAACCAAAGAACUGUGGAGUUAGUUGAUUCCACCAACUUUGAGAGGAGGUUGGUAGUCUUUUCUCUUCCCACAUCUCCCAGAAUGCUGUGCGGUUCUGGGUGGGACCUCUUUUGAUCAAGUACAAAAA
Poecilia reticulata (guppy) is the source of this 1964-nucleotide messenger RNA. Its product is annotated as G-protein coupled receptor 84-like. Gene Ontology annotation, molecular function: urotensin II receptor activity. Lineage: Eukaryota; Metazoa; Chordata; Actinopteri; Cyprinodontiformes; Poeciliidae. Gene Ontology annotation, cellular component: plasma membrane. Gene Ontology annotation, biological process: neuropeptide signaling pathway. The record is from RefSeq and is a predicted model, not a curated record.